Oncorhynchus nerka (sockeye salmon) is the source of this 5855-nucleotide messenger RNA. Its product is annotated as cytoplasmic polyadenylation element-binding protein 3-like. Gene Ontology annotation, biological process: negative regulation of cytoplasmic translation. NCBI's taxonomy places the organism in Eukaryota, Metazoa, Chordata, Actinopteri, Salmoniformes, Salmonidae. Gene Ontology annotation, molecular function: mRNA regulatory element binding translation repressor activity; translation factor activity, RNA binding; mRNA 3'-UTR binding. Gene Ontology annotation, cellular component: nucleus; synapse; cytoplasm. Bases 142 to 2046 code for a protein of 634 amino acids. The transcript is spliced from 11 exons. The record is from RefSeq and is a predicted model, not a curated record.
CAGUCGAUCAGCUGUUGAAGCAACUGCUGACUACCUCCGCACGAAGGGUAACUCAUUUGUCAUAUCUUAACCCAGACGAGGCAAACAGAAAUAGCGUUAUUUACAGAGUCCCAAAGGGUGAAAGAUAAAGCUCAGCAAACCAUGCAGGAUGAUUUACUGAUGGACAAAAACAAAGCCCAACCUCAUCAGCAGCUAGAUCCAGCAGUAGACCCUCCCUCCACCCCGACCCCUUCGGAUCCCCCUACAUUAGAUGAGAGCCCGUCGAGUGUGAGCAACCAAGCAGCUUCAGCUCUCAACAAAGAGAAAGUGCCGAUGGAGUCUCCGAUCCUGCCAGGCUUGAGUUUUCAUCAGCCGCAGGAAACCGGUGGCACCCUGUCCCCAUCAUAUGGUAGCACUUGGUCUACUGGAACUACGAACACCGUGGACGACAAUUUUAAUCAAGGAAUACCCUCGGUGAACGGAACAAUGCUUUUCCAGAACUUCCCCCACCACAUAAAUCCGGUAUUUGGAGGCAAUUUCUCACCUCAGCUUGGCUUGGCACAGUCUCAGCAUCCACAGCAGCAAGCCCAGCACCAGCCAGCGCAGCAACGGAGAUCCCCUGUUAGCCCCAACCACGGUCCUUUUCCACAGAGAAACGCUUACAGUCACCAGUCUGUCAUGAAUAGCAAGGCUUCUUCACCUGCCUCAUCUUCGGGUUGGAAUAAUCACCAAAAUGCCACUUGGAGCACAGCCUCCAAUCCAUGGAGCGGUCUCCAGGCAGGCAGGGACCCGCGAAGAGCUGUGGGAGUCGGGGUUGGUGUGGGGGUCGGUGUAGGGGUGCCUCCUUCCAUGAACCCCAUCUCCCCGAUGAAAAAGCCCUAUUCUAGCAACGUUAUAGCACCCCCAAAAUUCCCGAGAGCUGGUCUCCUCACCCAGAAAUCUUGGAUGGAGGACAACGCCUUAAGGAUGGACAACAGCAACAAUAUGCUGCCUUUUCAGGACCGGAAUCGGCCCUUUGAUGCAUUUAGCUUGCACUCUUUGGAGAACUCCUUAAUGGAUAUGAUAAGGACUGAUCACGACAAAGGACGCAUGGGUCUGAACUUCCACCACCCCGGAGCAGAGCACAUUACGCCAUUAAACACCAGGAGCUAUGGCCGCAGAAGAGGUCGCUCUUCGCUCUUUCCCUUUGAGGACGGUUUCCUGGACGACGGUCACGGUGACCCCUCUCUGACCCCGGGCUUGAACUCGCCCACGCGCUGUCAGAACGAAGAGCGGAUGGAGCGCUACUCCAGGAAGGUGUUUGUUGGAGGCCUGCCUCCUGACAUAGAUGAAGAUGAGAUCACCAACAGCUUCCGUCGCUAUGGACACCUGGUUGUGGAUUGGCCCCACAAAGCCGAGAGCAAGUCCUACUUUCCGCCUAAAGGCUAUGCUUUCCUGCUGUUCCAAGAGGAGACCUCUGUCCAGGCCCUGAUUGAUGCCUGCAUUGAGGACGAUGGCAAGCUUUACCUGUGUGUCUCCAGCCCAACUAUCAAGGACAAGCCAGUCCAGAUCCGCCCCUGGAACCUAAGUGACAGUGACUUUGUGAUGGACGGCUCCCAGCCGCUGGACCCCCGAAAAACCAUCUUUGUGGGGGGCGUGCCCCGGCCUUUACGUGCAGUGGAACUAGCUAUGAUCAUGGACAGGCUGUAUGGCGGCGUGUGCUAUGCCGGCAUCGACACUGACCCGGAGCUCAAGUACCCCAAGGGGGCGGGCCGAGUGGCCUUCUCCAAUCAGCAGAGCUACAUCGCUGCCAUCAGCGCCCGAUUUGUUCAACUGCAGCACAAUGACAUUGACAAACGGGUUGAGGUGAAGCCCUACGUCCUGGACGACCAGAUGUGUGACGAGUGCCAGGGGGCGCGUUGCGGGGGGAAGUUUGCCCCCUUCUUCUGUGCCAACGUCACCUGCCUGCAGUACUACUGCGAGUACUGCUGGGCCAGUAUCCACUCCCGGGCGGGCCGAGAGUUCCACAAGCCACUGGUGAAGGAGGGGGGCGACCGCCCUCGACAAGUGUCCUUCCGCUGGAGCUGAGGGGCUCGAGAUGAGCCCUCGUGCCCCCCCCUCCCCACCACCACGACAUCGGUGAAGAGAACUACAAAUACAUGGUUCAUUCUUUUUCAAACUACAACGCUUGACUACAAACUCAUUGUCCAGUGUACCCUUAUGAUAAUAGGGGGGAAAAAUGUAUUGCGUAAGUCUAUCUGCUUAGAAUUUGCACUGUGGCACAAAUACUCACUAAACACACAUGGGAUGGUAUGUUAGAGAAACCUGAUUUAUGUUUGAGUCCCCUGUUCCAUGACCGGGUUGGUCAGUGUCUCCUGUAGAACCCCACUGAGCUGUGGCAGAAGUGAGACUAUACAGUACAUAUAUAUUUAAAAGGUAUAUAUUUUUUUGUUUUAUAUAUAUAUAUAUAUAUCUAUCUAUACAUAUAUAUAGAUAAAUACAUUCUAUGUGAAAGGAACAUGCACUUAUUAAUUUUUAGGAUAUUGCCCCUUUAAAAAAACAUUACCAAAGGCAAAAAUAGAAUUACUGCAUACAGAAAAACUGAAUAGUAAGAUGAAGAUGUAGAUGUAGCAAGACUAAACAGUUAUCCAGUAGUGUGGGCCACAGUAGCCCAGAUAAAAAUAACAUGGCUAUAUUUUCUCUCCAUUUUGACUUUGAAAAUAGUAAAAUGAAUACCUCGAGGCGAAAUCAGAUUUUGUUUCGCUUUUGAUUAGUAGGUCUUUUUGUUUUUUUUUACAUUUUAUUUUCUAGCAUUAUGUUAAUGUAAUGCCGCAAUAGCUUUUGCUGCUAAAUCCAUGGUAUUAACAGAUACCGUAGUAAUUUAUUCAGGCUAGGGUGUUCUAGCAAUUAUGAAUGCACCUGGUGAUAAGGAUGAUGACAGGCUAUCAUUUUAGGUAGACUUGCGGUUGGGCCAGUAACCGAAAGGUCGCUGUUUUGAAUCCCCGAGCCGACUGUGAUAAAUCUGUCGAUGUGCCCUAGAGCAAGGCACUUAAACCCUAUUUGCUCCUGUAAGUAGCUCUGGAUAAGAGCGUCUGCUAAAUGACUCAAAUGUAUUUGUAUUUUUUUUAUAACGAAGAGAGGGGGUUGUCCAUUACUAAGUUAUGCCUAGUAUGUUGUGGGGUAAAGGGGGGGGGGUCGCCCCUUAAUGCAUGUAUACAGUAUUUCAAUCAAGUUGCUGCAUGCAGUAUAAUUUCAGUAUCAUGCCUACUAUUCAAUUCUGGCCAUGUUUGCACAACAUGCUAUAGAUGUACGUACAACUAGCAAGAAACUGGACACAAUAGGGAAGACAGACUGGUCAAAAAUCCUACACCUCCAGUGCGAUAUAUGUUAAUAGCCACAGGGCUGCAGUAUGAACACUGCUUCUGCACAAGGUGGCUAACCUGACCAGAUGACGAAAAAGUCAUACGAAUCAUGAAUCCAAGAGAUGUAGGAUAUAUAAUUUAAGCUGUCUAUGAUAGGUGUAGUACUUUUUUUUGCAGUGAUUUGUUAAUAUAAUUGUGGAGUUUUUUAUACCAUAUGUAGUAAGGUCUGAGUAUGCCUAUAGAACUGUGAUAUGCUUUAACUGUUGUUGAUGUCCGACAAAAGUCAUGUGGAACUUCAUGAGCUAGUUUAUGCACACGUAUUUCCGUUCUCUCGUACACACAUUCACACACACACCAGACCAGGGUUCAAAUACAUGUGUAUUUUAGUAUUCUUUUUUUAAUACUUAUUUUCUGUGUAUUUGAGUAUUUUCUAAUAAUGUGGCCUGAAUCAACUACUUCUAUUAUAAGUAUUUGAAAGUAUUUUCAAAUAAUUUCCUAUAAAAGCCUACUAUAUUGAAGUAUUUUCAAAUACAAUAAUUAACUGCAUGGGUGUGUAUUUGAGUAUUUUCAAAUACUUUCCAAGUGGAUUUCCAAAUACAUUCCAAUAUUCAACUGCUUGUAUUUUCAAAUCAAAAAUAUGUUUUGAAAGUAAUUAAAAUAACCAAAAUAGUAUUUGAACCCAGGUCUGACACACACUCACUUUACACAGGUUCUCGUUCUCUUACACACAAACACACACCUAUGCACUCAAAGUCUGACCCAAACACACAGAACAUAUGACACAGACUUAAGUGAGCUCGACUCUGAGAAACACAGAACCACUGUCUACCGUUGACAAAGCGUAGGAUCAUGUCCCCAAAAACCAAAGAGGCAACAUAUGUUCAACUUAAACCACCAACACAUACGGAGACCACAGAUGAUACUGCGCGAAGCAUUAAGCCCGAUGUCUGUGGGCUUCAAGGUGCAAGGUUUAACAUUUGUACUGUUAUGGUGACGAGGCAUUAAAGCCAGUGAUGAGAAGACCGACCGAGGGGGGGGGGGGGGGUUGUAAUAACAUUGCCAGAACAUUGUGUGCUAUCUGGGUUUACCGUAUUUAUCCAGAUUUUCCUGCAAAGCUUGAAAUAGAAUAAUGACCUGCUAAAAUGGUGGACAUUUUUAUUUUAUUUUUUAUCUGAAAAAAUACACAAAAAAAGAGACUAACCAUGAGUAAUAAUAAGUAUCCCUAUGAAAGUGAAUUCUGGGUGUUUUUGUGAUAUUUCUUUCCCCGCCCAGAAGGGUUUCUAUGUUUGUUCUGUCUCUAUAAUAGACAUUUGUUAUGCACUACUCUUUCUAUGUGGACAGUUUUCAAGAGUCAGCUAUUUUUUGAGGUUGAGAGAAAAACAAAAGCGUGCUUUCUGACUGACACGAUCUUUUUGCAAUACCUCAAUUUUGAAAUAUAUUAGGAGAGAAAUUGAUAUUUUCUAAGUUUAUUCAAAUAAAAACAAGUAAAUACAUUUAUUCGAGAGAUGAUUUAAGUGGUUGAUUUGAUUUUUUUUCUUCAUUAUUUUGCUUCAUUUUAAAUUGUGUUUUUUUUUUUUAACAACUGAAGGAGCUAGAGCAUUCUAACUUUGAUAUAAUGAUGUUGUUAGACGAAGUGAGGAGUCUACCUUGUUACAGAGGCGGUUGGAGUGAGUUUCCCGCUGGUCUGAUACCCGUGAAAGUGCAGAGUCACUAAGACAAACAUAUGAGUGGUAGUCUUCCAAGGAAAACCAUUAGUCCACAAAAAAAAUUCUACGGGAUAAGUCUAUUUGGUGCUUAGAAAGAUAACUGAAAAUGCUUCCCUUUUUUGUAUAUUUAUAAUCAAUAAUUUACUAUGCUGACCAGAAUUGUGAAAGAGAUCUUCUGUUCAUGUUAUUUUUUAAGAACACUUUUUUACUUUUCCUAAAAGUAUGUGCUCCCUUUGUUUUGUAAAAGCAACAUACCUUGAUUUGUUAGCCUGACAUUGUUUAAAAAGAGACUGAGCAGAUGGAGGUGGAAAGAAAAAUGUCUUCUUUUUCUUUUUUUACAAUUAAGAGAUUCAAGUGUAACUUGAUUUCAACUGUAACUUGAUCGAAAGUCCCCAAGGUGCAUCAAUUGAGUGGUGGCCUUCUAUUCACGCAAGACUUGAAUUAGUCAAAAAAUGAAGGCUAAAAACCUGUUCUUUGUUGUAAUGUGCAAUACUGUUUGUACUGUUUGUAAAAAAGAAAAGAAGAGAAAAAAAGGCGGCAUAAAUCUUUAUUUUCAUUGUGAUUCACUAAAAUCAUUUUCUACUGUUUAUUUACUUACUCUACAUGCUAGUACGUAGCCUUUGUACUGAGAACAUUUUCAUUUUUGCUAAAAAAGAAAAGACUUUAAACAUAUUGAAAUAUUUUCAUUUUUUUAUUUGUUUUCUUUACAUAUUUCUCAACCAUUAAGUUAUUUCUGGGGGAGACUUUCAUAUCUGGUCAAUGUCAUUCAUAUUAUUUAGCAUUUUUACAUGAAAUAAAUUAAUCUUAUGAUGCUAAUUCUUUAAAAAUA